AUGCCAUCUAUCGUGGUAGAGUUGGUCCCUCGUGAGUCAGUGAAUAUUGGAGGAAAAGACCGAUCCGAUAACUCCAAGCGAAAACCAUGGCGACUUUUCCCGUCUUCAUGUGGGAAUACAUUCAAGUUUGUGGGCAUCGAGAGUUGGGCAGAUUAUCUCAACACCUAUCCUGACAAGCAGUACAAGGACUUGGAGAAUUUCAGAAUACGCAUCGAUAGUAUGCGUGGCUCAAGGAGGAAAGGGUUAUUUAGCGAUAGGGGUCUCGUUGAAAGGCCUACGAAAGGGGAUUACAAGGGAUAUAUUUCUGAUGAGGAUGAUCAGAGGAGCUUUGAAGAUGAUCAGGAGAGUCCUGAAGAGGAUGACGCUGGGGAGUGA
Messenger RNA from Penicillium angulare, 375 nucleotides. RefSeq lists its product as uncharacterized. Bases 1 to 375 code for a protein of 124 amino acids. NCBI's taxonomy places the organism in Eukaryota, Fungi, Ascomycota, Eurotiomycetes, Eurotiales, Aspergillaceae. The record is from RefSeq and is a predicted model, not a curated record. The transcript has a single exon.